AUGCUGAGUGAUUACCGAGUGAACAAGGGGGCGCUCCCGCCAAGCGAGAAGCUGGCGAAGAAUGCGGAUUCGUCCGACCGGGGGGAGGGGCCCAGUGGGAACAACGAAGACAGCGACGAGGAGAGCGACCUGAGCGUGAGCGUGGGACGGGGCGGCGGCACUCGACCGAGAGGGGACAAAGCGGGGCCGGCGGCGGCGGCAACUGGAGGAACCGCCGCUACCAGUGGAACCGCCACUACCCGUGGAACCGCCGCUAUAAGCGCAACCGCCUUAAGCGCCGCCCCCCGCGGGAGCGCCGCUUCGCAUGGAAGGAAAGGCCCCAACGACGUAAAAAUUUUAGUGACGAGCGAUGAGCCCCUGCACACGCUGCCAUCAGGUGCCGUGGGGAGGAGGGCUCCGCUGAACCCGUUUUCAUCCCCCAUGCUUGGAAAGUACAGGAGAAAAAACAGAAACGCAAAAAUGAAGGUGAAAGACCCAAGACUUAACAAUAACCCAUUGGUAGGAAGGUUAAUCGUGUGCAUAUCCUCCACGGCCAUCCUCUUCUGGGUCUUCUUCGCCGAAAUGAUUUUCAAUUACAAUACAUUUAAUGGCAGAUGUAUAUCGAAGGUACUCUACCCAAUCUACACAGAAACGGUGGUGAAGAAGAGAGAGCCUUUUUUUGUGUUCCUGGGUUAUGGAGCAUGCGAAUAUAACUUAGAAGAGUCUGCCUUCGAUAGGCACUUCAUCGGAACGAGUGCAUCCGACAAAGGAUGGCCCACAAAUAAAGUUGAAGAAAAUCCAGAUGGAAGAGGAGAGUCAAGUUGGGACAGUGUAAACACACGUGUGUAUAAUCAGUUAGGAGGACUUAACACAAAUUACAUACGAAAUUAUGGAGAGUUAUAUCGUCUUUUUUGGUCAGUCUAUCUACAUGGAGGGUUCAUGCACAUCAUAUUUAAUGUAAUCUGCCAGAUACAAAUCCUCUGGAUGAUUGAACCCGACUGGGGGUUUCUACGAACGAUGAUGCUGUUUUUUACAUCUGGGGUGACAGGCAAUUUGUUAUCUGCCGUAUGUGACCCAUGUGGUGUAACUAUCGGGUCGUCAGGUGCACUAUAUGGAUUGAUAGGAGCUCUCUUCACCUAUUACAUAGAAUACUGGAAGACCAUUCCGAGACCCUGCUGCGUCUUGAUCUUCAUGGUUAUUGUAAUCAUUUUUGGGAUUUUCAUUGGUAUGUUUGGAUACACAGAUAAUUAUGCCCACAUGGGUGGUUGCUUGGGGGGCAUCCUCUAUGGCUUCGCCACCAUUACGACUGUCUCCGCAGCGGAUAAGUGCACCCUGGGGGAGCGCAUGCUCACGUCUCCUCCCUUCUCCUGGUUCCUGUCUUCCGAAACGAAGGAACUCAUUAACGCAAAAGCAAGGGAGAAAAAAAUAAGAGGAGAAAAUUAUAGGAAAAAGCAAAUUGCUAAUAAGGUACAUAAGGAGGACGCUUUCCACGUUGUGAUGUCUCUCAUGAAGAACAGAAUCAAUGAGGACGGAAGACCUCCAUGUAAAAUGAAACUGCGUGAGUGGGUCGUCCGGAUCACUGCCGCGUCGGCGCUCAUCAUCCUUUGGAUAGUGCUGUUCGUCUACCUGCUGAAUGAAACCGCCUACAAAUCCUACACCCCCAUGGGCCAAAUCAAGUUCACCGGCGUCCACACCUGCUUCUGCUGCGAGGUCGCCAAGGAGAAGUUCCCCUUCAUCAGCGUCGCCAACUUUUACUGGUGCUUCACCAACGAGGAGGCCACCAAGUACUACUGCGGGAAGUGA
Molecule: messenger RNA, 1782 nt
Organism: Plasmodium vivax (malaria parasite P. vivax)
Lineage: Eukaryota; Apicomplexa; Aconoidasida; Haemosporida; Plasmodiidae
Exons: 1
Coding region: 1-1782 (593 amino acids)
Biological process (GO): proteolysis
Cellular component (GO): membrane
Molecular function (GO): serine-type endopeptidase activity
Source: RefSeq, a predicted model, not a curated record